UGGUCCCCCCGGCGGCGCCGCCGCAUCAUGGCCAAGACCGUGGCCUAUUUCUAUGACCCGGAUGUGGGGAACUUCCACUACGGGGCCGGUCAUCCCAUGAAGCCACACCGCCUGGCAUUGACCCACAGCCUAGUGCUACACUAUGGCCUCUACAAGAAGAUGAUCGUCUUCAAGCCGUACCAGGCGUCCCAGCAUGACAUGUGCCGCUUCCAUUCGGAGGAUUACAUUGACUUCCUGCAGCGCGUCAGUCCCAAUAACAUGCAGGGCUUCACCAAGAGCCUCAAUGCCUUCAACGUCGGGGAUGACUGCCCCGUGUUCCCCGGCCUCUUCGAGUUCUGUUCCCGUUACACCGGGGCUUCUCUCCAGGGAGCGACCCAGCUGAACAACAAGAUCUGUGACAUUGCCAUCAACUGGGCCGGGGGGCUGCACCACGCCAAGAAGUUUGAGGCCUCGGGCUUCUGCUAUGUCAACGACAUUGUGAUCGGCAUCCUGGAACUGCUGAAGUACCACCCGCGGGUCCUGUACAUCGACAUCGACAUCCACCACGGUGACGGCGUGCAGGAGGCCUUCUACUUGACGGACCGCGUCAUGACCGUUUCCUUCCACAAGUACGGGAACUACUUCUUCCCUGGCACAGGCGACAUGUACGAGGUCGGGGCAGAAAGCGGUCGCUACUACUGCCUCAAUGUGCCCCUGAGGGACGGCAUUGACGACCAGAGUUACAAGCACCUGUUCCAGCCUGUCAUCAACCAGGUGGUAGAUUUCUACCAGCCGACGUGCAUUGUGCUGCAGUGUGGAGCCGACUCCCUGGGAUGUGACCGGCUGGGCUGCUUCAACCUCAGCAUCCGCGGGCACGGGGAGUGCGUGGAAUACGUCAAGAGCUUCAACAUUCCCCUGCUGGUGCUGGGGGGAGGGGGCUACACCGUCCGCAAUGUCGCCCGUUGCUGGACCUAUGAGACGUCCCUGCUUGUGGAGGAACCCAUCAGCGAGGAGCUGCCUUACAGUGAGUACUUUGAGUAUUUUGCCCCCGACUUCACGCUCCACCCAGACGUCAGCACCCGCAUCGAGAACCAGAACUCACGCCAGUACCUCGAUCAGAUCCGCCAGACCAUCUUCGAGAACCUGAAGAUGCUGAACCACGCGCCCAGCGUCCAGAUCCACGACGUGCCCUCCGACCUGCUGAGCUUCGACCGGACGGACGAGCCGGACCCCGAAGAGCGGGGUCCCGAGGAGAACUACAGCAGGCCGGAGGCUUCCAAUGAAUUCUACGAUGGAGAUCAUGACAAUGACAAAGAGAGCGACGUGGAGAUCUGAGGGGCUAGCAGCAGAGCUCCUGGUUCCCCCAAGGCCUUAGAGCCAGGCUUGGGGAACUAUCUGGUUCUUGGCCCGGAGGCGGGGAGAGGGGGGACGGCGUGGUUCCCUGACUUUCUGUACCUCCUCCGGCCUCUCCAUGACCCACCAUCUCCUUGAGGUGGAGGUCAAGGAAUGCGGCUGAGGUCAGCCUUGCCUCCCCUCCUUCCCACUUCCCAGGUCCUUCGAGUCCAGGGUCUGGGCGGGCUCCAAGGCCCUGGCUUUGACCUGGGCGGGCCCAGGCCCCUGCCCCAGCCCCGCUCCCAGGUCACACACUAUUGAUUCGGGCCGAGAAUAGCUCAACUGCGGGCAGAAGUGGGGCAGGUCGUGGGCAGGCCCCAAGGCUCUGGCUCUGUCCUGCGUGGGAUGUGGGGAGGGAAGUUCCCAAAGGCAACUAAGGUCAGAUGGGACCCUAGGAUUCCUUUGGGCCCCUCCUUGGUCCUCCACACCCCUUUCCUCUCGUGGUCUAGGCUGUUCAGGCCUGAGGAGAAGCAGUCUCCUUGGGGAUGGGGAGAGGGAGUGGGUAGGGCUAAGUCUGUUCUCUCCCCCUCAACUUCCCCUGCCACCUCACUGCAGCUACAGAUUGCUCGGCCUGACAUUCCCCUCACCCUGCCCCUCUCUCCCUCCCUUCCUGCAGGCCUGGGUUUCCUCCAUCCCUGGGUGGGAUCAGGCGGACCUUGGCUGUGGGGGAGGGAGGGGGGUGACCUCCGUCCCCUCUGGGUUAAUGUCCAUUUCACCACUUUUUAUCCAAUAAAGCAAGUCGGUAUUUUUCUUA
Messenger RNA from Tachyglossus aculeatus (Australian echidna), 2125 nucleotides. RefSeq names its product histone deacetylase 3 (gene HDAC3). The transcript has 15 exons. Gene Ontology annotation, molecular function: histone deacetylase activity. Bases 28 to 1314 code for a protein of 428 amino acids. NCBI's taxonomy places the organism in Eukaryota, Metazoa, Chordata, Mammalia, Monotremata, Tachyglossidae. The record is from RefSeq and is a predicted model, not a curated record.